Messenger RNA from Salvelinus namaycush (lake trout), 1329 nucleotides. It is a transcript of the gene bmp5, whose product is annotated as bone morphogenetic protein 5. The transcript is spliced from 9 exons. Bases 1 to 1329 code for a protein of 442 amino acids. Gene Ontology annotation, molecular function: growth factor activity; cytokine activity. The record is from RefSeq and is a predicted model, not a curated record. Gene Ontology annotation, biological process: SMAD protein signal transduction. Lineage: Eukaryota; Metazoa; Chordata; Actinopteri; Salmoniformes; Salmonidae. Gene Ontology annotation, cellular component: extracellular region.
AUGUGUCCUGGACAGAUGACAACCUUCGCACAGCCAGUGCGGGGGGCUGGCACAGGACGCACUGGGCUGUGGAGGCGCACUGGAGACAUGGUGCGUAGAACUUGCACAGGACGCGACAACCAUGUGCAUUCUAGUUUUAUUUACAGGAGAUUGCGUAACCAUGAACGGAGAGAGAUUCAGAGAGAGAUUCUCUCUAUUUUGGGUUUACCACAUCGUCCAAGGCCCUUUUCUCCAGGAAAACAAGCAUCUUCAGCACCCCUGUUCAUGCUUGACCUGUACAAUGCCAUGACUACUGAGGAAGAAGAAGGGUUGAGAACACAAGAGGGAAACUCUCGUGUUUCGCAACCUUACCGCGCGGCUCCUCUGACGAGCCAAAGCCCUCCACUCACUACAUCUCACGACACCAACUUUCUAAACGAUGCUGAUAUGGUUAUGAGCUUUGUCAACUUAGUGGAGAAAGACAAAGAUUUCUCCCAUCAGCGAAGACACUACAAGGAGUUCCGUUUUGACUUGACUCAGAUCCCGGAGGGGGAGGCGGUGACUGCUGCUGAGUUUCGGAUCUACAAAGAUGGCAGUCCUCCGCGCUAUGAGAACAUUACCCUGAAGGUCACCAUCCACCAGGUCAUCAAGGAAUAUCAAAACAAGGAUGCAGAGACGUUCUUGUUGGAUUCCAAAAAGAUCAAGGCCUCUGAUGGGGGCUGGCUGGUCUUUGAUAUCACAGCUACCAGUAACCACUGGGUGCUGAACCCACUGCAGAACAUGGGUCUGCAGCUCUCUGUUGAAACUAUGGAUGGACGGAGUAUCAACAUGAAGUCUGCUGGCAUCGUUGGUAGGAAUGGACCACAAUCCAAACAGCCGUUCCUAGUCUCAUUCUUCAAGGCCAGUGAGGUAUUGUUGCGCUCUGUCAGGGCCGCUGGUGGAAAGAAAAAUAAUCACAAUCGCAACAAAUCAGGUGGUCAACAGGAAUCAUCACAGGCACCGAAAAGUGGAGAUCAUAACACCAGUGAACAGAAACAAGCCUGCAAGAAGCAUGAACUUUACGUCAGCUUCCGAGACUUAGGGUGGCAGGACUGGAUUAUUGCACCUGAAGGCUAUGCUGCUUUUUACUGCGAUGGGGAAUGUUCUUUUCCACUCAAUGCGCAUAUGAAUGCGACAAAUCACGCCAUUGUGCAAACCCUGGUCCAUCUGAUGUUCCCUGACAAUGUGCCAAAGCCAUGUUGUGCACCGACCAAGCUGAACGCUAUAUCUGUGCUUUACUUUGAUGACAGCUCAAAUGUCAUCCUCAAGAAAUACAGAAACAUGGUCGUCAGGUCAUGUGGUUGCCAUUAA